Molecule: messenger RNA, 2113 nt
Organism: Labeo rohita (rohu)
Lineage: Eukaryota; Metazoa; Chordata; Actinopteri; Cypriniformes; Cyprinidae
Product: apolipoprotein L3-like
Exons: 2
Coding region: 1-1113 (370 amino acids)
Biological process (GO): lipid transport; lipoprotein metabolic process
Cellular component (GO): membrane; extracellular region
Molecular function (GO): lipid binding
Source: RefSeq, a predicted model, not a curated record
AUGUUUAACACUAGCACCGCCAGGGGUCGCUGUACACCUAAAAACCUCCAGCGGUCAAACAUCAUAGAGCGUCGCCGUCUACAUGCCAAUAGCCUGUCAGGAAUCCCCCCAGAUAUCUCAGAAAGAUACUCUAAAGAUCUACGGAAAUUAAUUAAAAAAAUGCUCAGCCAUGACCCUCAUGAGAGACCAUCAGCUGAUGAGAUUCUAGCAAAACCAUUUCUGAGUGAGGCAGUAAACGGAAACAAGAGAAUUCCAGAGAAACUUCAGCGAAGAUUCAUGAGGUCCUUAAAGACUUUUGAUGAGAGCUACAAUGCGCACCAUGAAAACUUUAAGGCCUUAGUUAAAGAGUGGGGAGAAACAACAGAUUCACUGGAGUCUCUGCAUUAUAAAACUACUGCAGGCAGUCUGUCAGGAGCAGUGAUUGGAGCAGCUGGUGGAGUCACUGCAUUAGUUGGUGCGAUUUUGGCACCGUUCACUUUUGGAGCAUCUCUGAUUGUAUCAGGUGUUGGGAUUGGAGUUGGAGUUGGAGGUGGUGUAACUGGGGCGGCCUCCAACAUUACCAAUACAGUCAAACAAAAAUCAAUUCGUGAGAAACUUCAAAACAUUCAGCAGGAGUUCAACAAUGCGAGCACACCGAUUCUCAAAUCACUCAGUAAACUGAGAAGGUUAAUGAGAAAACUUACAGUGUUCAGGGAUUUUGCCAGAGCCUCAACUAUUGAUAACGUACAGACAUCUUGGAGGUUAGGCAGAAGUUCAGCAGUUGGUGUUGUAGAAUUUGUGACUCUAGGAAUGUUGGCAAAUUUCGGUAGAAUUGCUGUACAGUCUGCCAGUGUUGGACGAGCUGUAGCUGCAGCCUCAGGUGUGUUGAGUGGAAUCCUAGUCAUUGCUGAUGUCGCCUUUAUAGUGAAAGAUUCUCGAGAAAUUCACCAGAUGAGACAACACUGGCAAACAGAUGAUCCAGAAAAGGUCAAAUCCGAUGUACUUAAGUCAAUUGCAAACAUGAGGAAAACACACAAAGAUCUUUGCAAUGUCUUGAAGGAAAUUGAAAAAACAAAAAAUGAACUAAAUGAACAUAUCGAAAAUGCUAGACAGUACUUUCAAGAAAGUUUUUAAAAAAUACUACUGAUUUGUCUGUGAGCUGGGAUUUUACAUUGUUGUAACAAGUCAAACAAUUAGGGUCGGAUUUUUGCAAUACAUCAUUCUAUAUUGUAAAUUUGAGCUACUGUAGAGUCUGAUUAACUAACAACUGCAUGGAUUAUUCAUAUUUACACUCACAGGAGAACUUAUCACAAAAAAUGCAGCAUAAUGUACAACAUUUCCAUAAAUACAUUAAAUUGUUCCUCACCUCAUUCUAAUAUAAAUAUAUUGUGAGUAUUUAUGAAUGCGUGACCACAUUCAGUUUAGUAGUUUGCAAUAACACACACCAAAACUACAACGCUUAUCUACAUAUAAGGGCUUUCAUUGCAGCCUUUCAUCAGUCUCAGCAAACAUACAAUGCUCUUUAUAGAUCUUAUUUUUUAUAAGGCUAAUGAUGUUUGUGUGUGUGUGUGUGUGUACUUGUUCUUGCUACAUUGUGGGGACCAAAUGUCCCCACAAGGAUAGUAAAACCUGAAAUUUUUGACAUUGUGGGGACCACAGGCCGGAGAUAUGAACGAGAUACGGAGAUAAAAAAAAAUGAUAAAAAAUAGUAAAUGAUGUUUAUCUGGAAGUGUAACAAUGCAAAGAUGUUUUCUGUAAGGGGUAGGUUUAGGGUUAGGGUUGGGUUAGGGGAUAGACAAUAUUGUUUUGUCAAUAUAAAAUCUAUAGAAGUCUAUGGAGUGUGUGUGUGUGUCUGUAAAUUUAGAAUAAAAUGUUUUAUUACAAAAACUGUUUUAAUUCAUGAAUUCAAGAUAGUUGUAUGGUUUACUACUAGAACAAUUAUUUUUGGUGUGAUUUAAUUACAUACUUCUUUUGUUGGUUUAGGUUUACGUGUUGAUUUGUUGUAUUCCAAAUAAUUACUGUACUCUCAUUUUCUGGUAUAAAGUGAUGAUGAUAUUAUUUCUAUUAUUUCAGAUUUAUGUAUAAUUAGUACAACAUGUACUGUAUGUAUGUAUAACUGUAUUCUCACUGUAUU